Lingula anatina is the source of this 4354-nucleotide messenger RNA. Its product is annotated as RRP12-like protein. The record is from RefSeq and is a predicted model, not a curated record. NCBI's taxonomy places the organism in Eukaryota, Metazoa, Brachiopoda, Lingulata, Lingulida, Lingulidae.
CACGUAUAUCCACACGUGCAAAAUGGUAUCUGGUAAAGUUAAAAGCCGAGUGAAACUAAAACAAACAAAGCGAAAGAAAUGGAAGAAGGGACACAGCAGUGACAGUAACCCCGAAGGCAAGAGAUUCAGAGAAGCUGCGAAAAACAGAUUUUUCAAUUAUAAUACAGGUCCCAGUACUUUAACUCUUGAGGCCUUGACAAUACACAAUGAGGGAGUGGAUGAGGAUGUUGACAUUGAUAAAGCAGGCAGUAUUGGGAGUGGUUUGUCUGAUGCUAAGACAUUUCAGACAUGGGCAUCCAACCUGACUGAAUGUACCAACAGUGCCUUCAGCUCUGUACAUAGGUACUGGGCAUCAAACUCUGCAAUGCACAAAGAAAUUCUUGCAGUGCUUGCAGCUGUGACUGAAGUGAUCAAAACUCAAGGGGGCAAGGAGACAGAGACGGAAUAUUUUGCUGCCCUUAUGACCAGUCUUGAAACAAUUGACACAGAAGAUUCUUUGGCUGCUGUGGCAUAUCUGUUGAGCCUGGUGAUAAAACGGGUUCCAGUUGCAGUCUUGAAAAGCAAGUUUUCUGACAUUGCCAAAGUUUUUAUGGGUCUGCUGGCAGAUCACUCAGGAUCAGAUUCUACUUCUCUUCUAAAAUCGCUUCUGGUGUGUGUGUCCUCAUUGUUACGCGUCCAAGACCAGGUGGUGUGGUCAGACUCGUCCACUCUGCAGGUCUACAGGGGAUUGCUGUCCUUUACCACACAUCACAAACCAAAGGUACGGAAAGCAGCCCACCAUGCUGUGUGUUCCGUUUUAAAAGGUUCAAGCUUCAUGACCCAAGGUGACCCCCCACCCAGCCACCCUGCAGCCAGUGCCACAGCCAAACACUGUAUUCAGCACAUAGAGGAGUGUGGGGGAACUGGUGAGGCAUCUGACACCCUUCACAUUCUGGGAUUGUUGAAAGACAUUCUUCACGUCUUUCCUCACAACAGCUUGAAGUCCACCUGUGAGACAGUGCUGCGAGUGAUGACACUCAGCAAUGUGAUGGUAACUUCUGUUGUAAUGCAGGCUUUAUAUGGAAUGUUCUGCAAUCAACCGAAGUCAUCUAGCUUACCUGCUGAACUCAAUGCCCAGAUUAUAACGGCAUUGUAUGAUUUCCAACCUGGUGAAAAUGAUGUUCAGCCAAUGAAUGCUUGGUUGGCUGUAAUGGAGAAAGCUCUUGUCAACUUGGCCAGGUUGAAUGCUAAUCUGUGUAUCAGCCAUCUUCCUCGUAUAUUUACUGCUGCCAUGAGUUGUUUAUUGUCUGAAAAAUCACACAUUGGGGUCACAGCAGUUGGAAUUAUGAAGGUUUUACUGCAGGAAAUAGUUGCCCCAAAUUCUGACAGAUUUGAAGUAAUGUUGAAAUCUGCUCCAUCAUCAAACUUAACCGAGAAAUUGGUGAAAAUCAUUGAAGGUGGUUUGAGUUACCAGUAUCAUGCAUCAUGGAAUCUUGUGCUCCAGGUGUUAGCCAAAUUAUUUGAGGUGCUUGGGAAACAGUGUCACAGUGUUAUGAGAAAGUGCCUGUUGUCCCUUGCUGACUUGCGUGACAGUUACAAGUUUCCUCAAAAAGCAGAACUAGACCACACAGUGGGGAUGGCUGUGAGGACAAUGGGCCCCAGGGUAGUACUGGAGGCCAUCCCACUGCAGAUCACUGGCGAGGAAGAUGAUUUGGAUUUCCCAAGAAGUUGGCUUCUUCCAUUACUAAGAGACAGUAUAAGAGAGACAGAGCUUGGAUUCUUUGCCAGCCAUUUCCUCCCUCUUGCUGCCAAACUGAGGAAUAAAUCAUUACAACAUGCUCAGGAGAAGAGACAAGUAGAAAGUAAGACUUAUGAUGCACUACAGAUGCAGAUAUGGUCUCUUCUACCUGGAUUUUGUAACAACCCAAUUGAUCUUCCUCAGUCAUUCAAGGGCAUUGCCAAAGUUCUUGGUUCUGCCAUCUCAGAUAGACCUGAUUUGAGGGGUGAUGUAAUGGCAUCUUUACGUAAAUUGAUUCUGCAGAACCUGGAUAAUGAUGAGAACAGAGCAGAGCUUGCCAGGUUUUCUAAGAACUUCCUUCCAAUCUUGUUUAACCUGUUCACUACUGCCCCAGAGAGUGAAAAGGACAUGUCCAGAUUGGCUGUACUAGAGACCAUCAGGUGCUAUAUUCAAAUAAGUGAUGAACAGCUGGUUAACUCAUUCUUUGAUAAGUGUAUGUCUAAGUUGGAAGAUGAAGAUGCCAAACCAUUCUUAAGGCACUCGUUACUUGAUCUGGUGAUUGGGAUGGUACCAUAUGUAACAGAAGAUAGGAUUCAAAAGAUGAUGGCAGCUAUGUCUUCUUGGAUAGAUAGUACAGACAAGACAGUGCAGAAAAAGUCCUACAGAAUAUUGGAGGAGGUUUGUGCUGGGAAGUCUGAGAACAGCAGAAAUUUUGUCUUCAAAAAUAUCCCUGUUCUUCAAAAGAUGCUGCUCAAAUCCUUAUCCAGUUCAAGUCCACCAGCUAAAGCUCCAAGGUUACGCUGUUUGAUCCACAUAUUGAAACAGUUACAAGAGAGUGAAGAAGACUUUAUAAUAGCGGUAGUGCCUGAGGCUAUACUGUGUGUCAAGGAGGUAGCAACUAAGGCACGGGCAGCUGCUUUUGGCCUUCUGAUAGAGAUAGGGACAGCUCUACUUCGUUGGUCACAAGACAGAUCAGAAAAAGAUGUAGUUCACCAGUAUCUCCAGUUGUUAAUGGCAGGGCUUGCAGGGUCACCACACAUGGUUAGUGCCACAGUGCUAGCCCUCAGCAGGACACUCUAUCACUUCAGAGACAAGGUUGGCAGUCAAUCACUGGACAUGCUAGUUGACCAUGCCUGCCUAUUACUGACCUCUAAGGCCAGAGAAGUUGUAUUCUCAGCCUUAGGCUUUGUUAAAGCAUUGCUAGCAGUAUUUAAAGAUGUUGAGUUGGCAGCUUAUUUGAAUAAACUGGUUUCUAGUCUUGUAAGCAUGAAAGAGGAAAAUAGACACCAUUUCCGAUUUAAAGCUAAAGAAGUUUUUGCUAGACUCAUUAAGAAAUUUGGCUAUGAGACUGUUCAUGAGAUGGUUCCAGUCAGCCAUCACAAAAUGUUGUUGAACAUAAAGAAAACACAGGAGAGAGCUGCUAAAAAUAAACAUGCCAAAGGUGACCAUGAGGAAGAUGAGGAUGAUGAUGGAUUUAGAAAUGCAGCAAAACCAGAAAACAUUGAUGACUUGUUGCAAGACAUUGACUCAGAUUUGGAGGAAGAAAAGAAACCCAAGGCCAAGAAGAUCAAAAGUCAAAAAGGAAAUCAAACAUGGCUUAUGGAAGGGGGAGGGGAUGAAUUCAUUGAUUUCUUGGAUCCAACUGUUUCCAAAAAAGUUUUAGCUACUAAACCAGAAAUAGCAUCAACAAGUAAAAAGCUUUCUAAAGAGGCAGGUUUUAAGAUGGCAGCUGAUGGUAGAAUGAUUAUCACAGAGGAGGGUAAUGAAGAGAAGACAUCAAAAACGAAAGAAAAGAAAACAGAUAAAAGUACAGAGGAGGAAGCAAUGGAGGAUUUAGAUGACUUACUUGAUGCCAUGGAUGGAUACAAAGGAAAGAAAUCUGGUAAAAAGAGAAAAUUUGAAGGAGUGGAUGAAGAUAUGGAUGAGGCACCAGCGAAGUACAAAGCUGGAGGUUCAGGAAUUCAUCGUCCCUUAGAUGGAUCAAAGGCAGAGAAAAAAGGAGACUAUGGCAGUGAAUAUAGAUCAACAAAGGGUGGAGGAGAUGUGAAGAGGGUAGGCAAACCAGACCCCUAUGCUUAUGUUCCACUUGAAAUGAAAUUCUUAAACAAGAGGAAAAGCUCCAAAAUGAAAGGUCGCUUCAAGAACCUAGUAAAAGGUGCCAAAAAAGGAGCAGCAAUGGGGAGCAGAGCAAAGGGGAAGAAAAAGGGAAAAUAAUUCCUUAAGCAUAAAUAAACAAAAGUAAUAUACAGAUGUAUAAUGUACAGAUAUUUAACUGAAUGUGAGUUUCAUUGCAUCAUUUUGAGCAUUCACUUUUGUGCUCAGAAUUUUCAGAGGAAUGUUAUUUUCAUUAAUUGUUUUGUGAAAUUUUUCUGUGUGGUAAUUUUUUUUCCUGCAAUGCAGUGAAAACAGGUCUUCUCCUAACCUUGUGCAAAUGAACAAUAAGCUGCAGGUUAUUUUGGGUCCUGACCACAUGCUUGUUUUUUGAAAAAGGAAAAAAAUGAUGUGCAAAAAUAAUUCCAGAAAACUGGUAAAUAUUGUUUGCAAAAAUUACCACUAAAGAAAUUAAGUUCCUUGCUUCAUUAUAAUGUGUACAUCAUACCUAUAAAGUCAAACAAUUCUGUUUUAACUUGUUGACAU